Molecule: messenger RNA, 1939 nt
Organism: Porites lobata
Lineage: Eukaryota; Metazoa; Cnidaria; Anthozoa; Scleractinia; Poritidae
Source: the annotation of a GenBank genome assembly
AUGCUAGUACAUAUUAAGAUUUCGUUUGUUAUUGCAGGUGAAGUACCAUUACACAUAGAUGACAAUGGAGAAGAACCACAGCCUGGUCCAUCUAGACAAACAACAGAGGAGGAAACCCUGCAACAACUAAUGGAGAUGUUUCCGGACAAAAGUCGAGAUGACUUGGUGCGAGCCCUCAGUCUACACGGGACUGUUGGUGCUGUGGCUCUUUCUCUUUCCAGUAAUUUACCUGAAGAUGAUUUUAGCAGUGAUGAUGACAGCCUGUUACAGCCUUCUUUUCCCCCUUCAAAAGAGAAAAUAGAUUCCUUGCAGUCAUUGUUAAAGGAGCUUGGGAAGAAUAUGAGUGACGAGAGAGUAAAAGUAAAAAUUGAGGAGGAGGACAUACUGAACGAUGCAUUAGCCCAUUACAAAAGUCCUGAGUUUGAUGUUAAGAAGAAGCUAAGAAUCCAGUUUAAAGGCCAACCAGCAGUGGACACAGGUGGUGUUACAAGAGAAUUUUACACAAAGUUGUUCCAAGUCAUUUGCAAGAUGUUCUUUCAAGGCGGCAAAUACAAGAGUCCUGUGUACAGUGCAGAUAUUGUAGCCUCCGGAUUAAUGCGAUACUUUGGCACCAUGAUUGUUCACAGUAUUUUACAAGGUGGCCCAGGCUUCCCAGUGUUGAGUCCUUCAGUAUACUGUUACAUUGCUUCUGGUAAUAUUGAUGCAGCAAUGGCCAAGAUGAAUUAUGGAGAUUGUUCAGAGCCUGUUAAGCAUUUCAUUGACAAGGUACAAACUGGACAUUUGAGUGCAUUCUAAAAUUACUGACUGAAAGGGAGCUUGUAAUCAAUUGAGUAGAAUACAGUACUUUGAUUCUGACUCGAACAUGUUUCAAUUCACCUAUGAGUAUACAAUCACUACAAUGUCAAGUAACAUCAUAAUCAUGACCAUGGCAUUACAGUUCUGUUUGUAAAAAUUAUCUCAAAUUUGUGCCUACUUCUUACUAUUGCUUCUAAUAACAUAUGCAAAUAAUAUGCAGUACAGAUGAAAUAUACAUGUAAUGAUGAUAUUGCCAACAAUCAGCACACAAUAGCAAUAAAAUUACUAUGUUUAUUUACAGAACAAAGUUUACAGUCAACUUAAUUGAAAACCACUCACAUCAGAUUUUAUUUUUUUAUCAAUACUACGUAGGUUGCACAAGCUGAAGAUGUGUGUAGUCUUGACAAAGAAGAAUGCUCAAGUAUGUUGUCUGAGUGUGGCCUUGCUGUUGCAUUAACAGUAAGUUUGAAUUGACUAGCAUUGUUGCUUACUGUGAGAACGACCAUUUAACUAGAAUACACUGAAGGUGUCAUUCAUCUGUUCAGUAGUUUGCUUGGUCAGUCAGUCAGUCAGUCAGUCACACUCCUACAGUCAGUCAUUCACUCACUCAUUUGCUGACUCACGUAUUCAUUCAUUCUAGAACGACAACAAGAUGAGGGUUAUUCAGGGGAUCAUUAUACAUGAUGUAAUUGGCCGCCCUAAGAUUAUUCUUGACCAGUUGGCGGAGGGUUUAAACACACUUGGAUUUCGAGCUGCUAUGAAAGAAUACCCUGAGUUCCUUGAGGCUCUCUUUAUCCCCAGCAAGGAAGAGUUGAAUGCAGAUUCUGUCAUUGGCGUGCUUCAGUUCCCUAAAGAUAUGGAUGACAAUGAAAGUGUAGUAGCAGGUUACAUUCACAUGUUUAUACAGAAUGCAAAGGUUGACACACUGGAAAAAUUUCUCUCUUUUGCCACGGGUUCAAAGGCUCUUCCCGAUUUUGGCCUGGGAAAAAUUCAAGUAAAGUUUGAUAGGGUACCGGCUAUCUUUGCAUCAACAUGUUUGUUUCACAUUACAUUUCCAAAUCAAUUCGAAGACCAAGAUAGCUUAAGUUUGUCACUAGAGGCAGUCAUAAAUACUACCACAGGACAGUCAUUUAACUGUGUGUAA